Messenger RNA from Trichomycterus rosablanca, 1649 nucleotides. RefSeq names its product dual specificity protein kinase CLK2-like. The coding region runs from base 1 to 1110 and encodes 369 amino acids. Gene Ontology annotation, biological process: peptidyl-tyrosine phosphorylation; regulation of RNA splicing. Gene Ontology annotation, cellular component: nucleus. NCBI's taxonomy places the organism in Eukaryota, Metazoa, Chordata, Actinopteri, Siluriformes, Trichomycteridae. The record is from RefSeq and is a predicted model, not a curated record. Gene Ontology annotation, molecular function: protein tyrosine kinase activity; ATP binding; protein serine/threonine kinase activity. The transcript has 11 exons.
AUGGGUGUUAGAGGAGUGUAUUCUGUUUGUAAAGGUUUUCUAAGCUGCUUCUGCCUAACUAGUGGAAAGAAAUUAGAUGAUGAUGAUGAAGGACACUUGCUUUAUCAGAAUGGAGACCUGUUGCAGGAAAGAUAUGAGAUUGUAGAUACAUUGGGAGAAGGAACCUUUGGCAAAGUGGUGCAAUGCAUAGAUCAUCACAGAGAAGGAUCUUGUGUUGCUCUGAAGAUCGUUAAGAAUGUGGAGAAAUAUAAAGAAGCAGCUUUGCUGGAGAUAAAAGUUUUGAAGAAGAUUAAAGAAAAAGAUCCUCACAACAAAGAGUCGUGUGUGUGGAUGUACGGCUGGUUUGAUUAUUUUGAUCACGUGUGUAUCAGUUUUGAGCUUUUAUCUCUCAGCACCUUUGACUUUAUGAAACAGAACAACUACAGUCCGUACACGCUGGGUCAGGUUCGACACAUGGCUUAUCAGAUCUGCAGCGCUGUUCAGUUUCUUCAUGCUAACAGGCUAACACACACAGAUCUGAAACCAGAGAACAUCCUGUUUAUUAACUGUGAUGUCAUCACCUACUUCAACUCCAAAAAACAGUGUGAGGAGCGUGUGUUGAAGAACACAGCGCUGAAGGUGGUGGAUUUUGGCAGUGCAACGUUUGAUCAUGAGCAUCACAGCACAGUCAUCUCCACCCGACACUACCGCGCACCUGAGGUUAUACUGGAGCUCGGAUGGAGUCAGCCCUGUGAUGUUUGGAGUAUCGGCUGUGUUCUGCUCGAGUAUUACCUUGGAUACACACUCUUUCAGACUCAUAAUAACCGGGAACACUUGGCCAUGAUGGAGCGAAUACAAGGACCAAUUCCUUCAAAAAUGAUCCGCAAAACAAGAAAGCAGAAGUAUUUUUCUGCAGGGCAUCUGAACUGGGAUGCGAGUUCUCCAUCAGGAAGAUAUGUUACACACAGCUGUAAACCACUGCGGCAGUAUAUACUGAGUAAAUCAGCAGAUGACAAUCAGCUGUUUGAUCUGUUGGAGACGAUGUUGGAGUUUGAUCCUCAGCAGCGUCUUUCCGUCUCAUCCUCCCUCCAUCAUCCCUUCUUCUCCUCCCUUAAUGACAUCAGCCGGUGACCUUUAACCUCCCCAUUCUCUCCAUUCUUAAUCAUAUCACCCAGAGAUCUUCACUCCUAACAUCUCGGACCUUCAGGAGUGUUUUCUCCCCUCUACUCAUCUGUGAUUCUUCUUCCUGUUCUCAGAAAUUACUACAGAAGGGGCGGGACAUGCUGAUAACGGAACUGUGAAUGGCUAAUGCGACCAAUUAUAGAAUUUAGCGCUGAAACUUUGUUUGCUUCUUUUGUUAAAUUGGAACAGUGUGAUUAAGCACAAUGCUUUCCUCUGAUUGGUGGAACUGAUUUCCUUUUGAUGACCAGUCAGAUCAGGCUCUGUUGCUUUUGUUGACUACUGAACAGAUAAAUUAGAAACAUAAAGAGAAAUUAUAUAAUCUGAUAACAUUUGAGAUUCUUUCUCAUUUAUUAAGCAGUUUUCUUUAGCUGGACUAAAUUUAGUGCUGUAGAAUAAUUACUACAGCACCACUUUACUGCAAUUUACAGAAUACAGCCUACAGUAGAAUGAAUUUCAUCCUGAUAAAAAUUCAACAAUAAUAAUAAUUA